UGAAUAAACAAAUACUACCACGCAUUGUAUUCCGUUCAACAGGAUCAUAGUCCUUCAGUUCACAUAUCAACACGCUGUCUAUACUAUGGCGGAAGCAAAGGGUCCGUACCAGUCCCCAGCUGUGGCAUGUCCUUCACUGGCCGAGCUGACCAGGCUGUCCGAGGAGAUGAAGCUACAAUGCACCGAUGACGAUCUUCAGGCUGUAGAAGAGGAGAUGAAGUACUUUGCCAGUGAACUCGAGCGACUCUCACAGCUUGCGCAGCCUUCACUUCCGGUCAGUUAUCCUCGAAUCCCAGGAUACAGACCCGUGCAAGAGAACAAUCCAUAUAAUGCUUGGUACUGGCGUUGUGACAUCAAAGGCGCCGACACGGGGAAAUUGGCAGGUAAAACAUUCGCCAUCAAGGACAACAUAGCCGUGGCCGGGGUUCCGAUGAUGAACGGAAGUAAAAUCCUGGAAGGAUACACUCCCGAGUUCGACGCUACUGUAGUCACCAGAAUCCUAGAUGCCGGUGGCAGAAUCGUGGGAAAAGCUAACUGUGAACACCUGUGUUUGAGUGGGUCGAGUUUCACCUGUGAUGCUGGACCUGUGAGGAACCCACUUGACGAGACAAGGACCACAGGGGGGUCCAGCUCUGGCAGCGGGGCUCUGGUUGCAUCAGGUGAGGUCGACAUGGCGCUUGGCGGAGACCAAGGAGGGUCCAUACGGAUCCCAGCCAGCUGGUGUGGCAUUGUGGGAUUGAAGCCCACAUUUGGUCUGGUCCCCUAUACAGGAGCUGUGUCAAAUGAGACAACCUUGGAUCACCUUGGACCCAUGACGAAAACUGUAGCAGACUGCGCUCUGUUGCUGGAGGUGCUCGCCGGGUAUGACCAAGGCAGGGAUCCCAGACAGUAUGCCAAAACUGUGGUGCCUGAGUAUUCUAAACUGAUUGAUGCUGGCAUCUCCGGCAAGAAGAUCGGUGUGUUGAAGGAAGGCUUUGAUGUGUGUACGGAGCCAGACGUGGUGGAGAAAGUGAGGAGAGAAGUGGAUAGACUGAAGGAAGCAGGGGCGGAGGUGGAGGAAGUAUCACUGCCCAUACAUCUGGAUGGCCCAUCAAUCUGGACACCAGUGAGACUGCAGGGAGCGUACAAGUGUUUGAUCCGAGGGAAUGGCACUGGGCAGUUCUGGAAGGGCUACUACCCCUUGUCAAUACAAGAAUCGAUCUGUCGGGGCCUCUAUACCCGGCCACAAGACAUCGCCCGGCAUGUGAAGAAAUUCUGUCUCAUAGCCGAGAAUCUGGAUAGACACUACCAGAACAAGUUCUAUGCCAUGGGGCAGAACAUGGCCAUGGUCCUCACCAAAGCAUAUGACCAAGUUCUGGAACAAUAUGACGUUCUUGUAAUGCCGACUUUACCUCACAAGGCGCCCAAGUUGCCCAAGGCGGAUGACGAGCAGUCAAAGUCGAUGGCUCCCAACACAGUGCCCUUCAAUAGCACCGGGCAUCCAGCUCUCUCCAUCAAUGCCGGCUUCAGUGAAGGACUUCCGGUGGGGAUGCAAAUAGUUGGACGCCAUUUUGACGAGACAACAGUCCUCCAAGUGGCGAGAACAUACGAGAAAUUAAGGGAUAUGAAUAAAUAAAAUACUUUCACGCAUGUUUAAUUCUGGGUAUUGGCGACAGGAGUAUAUUAUUAUCAAACAAAUAUUUCAUACAAAUAUUAUUAUGCAAGUACCGUUCUUUGUCCCGAUUGGCAUUUGUUCCCCCGACAACUAAACUUGAAUAACAAUAGGUAUCUGUUUUCACAACAAGUCUUGAGACCUUCAAAUGAGAAGUGUAGGCGUAGAUUAUUUGUUGACAUUUUUCUUUUUUGUUGAGUGUAAUUCCAUUGCACUGAGGACUGUACAAGAAACGUUCCUCGUUUGGUGUAAUAUAAUUAAAUGUGCACUUGAUUUUACACCCUGAAAGUCUUUGCAAACAUGGUUCAUAACAGACAAUAAAUAAAUCAUAUUUUUA
Molecule: messenger RNA, 1988 nt
Organism: Haliotis rubra (blacklip abalone)
Lineage: Eukaryota; Metazoa; Mollusca; Gastropoda; Lepetellida; Haliotidae
Product: amidase-like
Exons: 11
Coding region: 86-1615 (509 amino acids)
Molecular function (GO): catalytic activity
Source: RefSeq, a predicted model, not a curated record